AUGUUUCGAUUCAAUCCUCUGCUGCGCGAUACCGCCUUUAUUCGCACGACGCUCUCACAAUGGGCCCGCCAACUCGCCGUCCAGGCCGCGGCCUUGCCGUCGUGGAGCGGCCCGCCCUCUUCUUCGUCGGCAUCGACGCGGGCGCUCUGGGAGGACGUUGUCCACGCCAUCCGGCAUGGUUUUGCCAUGAAGGAGACGGACACCCUCUACAGCGUCGUUCGCUGUUUGCUCGCGAAAGGCUAUUCCCCCCCGCUCUGGGAGUUAUGGCCGCAGAUGGCCAAAUGGCUGUUGAUGUACGCGGAUGUCGAAUCCACCUCGGUGCUUUGCUAUCCGGGCGAACCCGAGGCCACCCUGCGCGCCGAGGCCGCCUCGGCCAAGCGGCCUUUUCCGCCCAAUCGACUAAUCACCGUUGACAAGGAUUUCGCCAGCUCAAACGGCGAUGGAAUGGUGAAUUCGGCGAAGGAAAAGGAGCCGGACGACGACGGACAGGGAUAUUUUAUCUUUCCUUCGCGUGAGAUGCUGCUUUUGACGGGAGGCGUGGUCCCUCUGAGCGCCCGGGUGCCCUGCGCGGAUGGAACGCUCCUGCGGCAAUUUCUUGAGAUGUUCUGCCGGUACGUUCGGGAAGAAAUCCUGCCAAAGGUCAACCCCUUUGGUGGCUCGGAUAACCCUCAGGGCGAAGGCAGUCGUGACGAAAUCGACAAGGUAUAUACCCUUCUAAGCCAUAUGAACGAAUCCCUUUUUGAGGUGAUUCAGACCAAUCUGAACACAAUCCGUAUUCAUUUGGUACUAGAGUGGGUUGCACAGUACGUGGCUUUGCUUUGGGAUGUGGAUCACCUUCUUGGGGAGCUCUCCCAACAAAAUUUCGGACUUGAUGAGGAACCACAUGCCAAACCUAAACCAAACAAAGAAAGCCAACCGCCAACUUCUUUACUUCUCGCAUUUGUGCGAUCUUUUGUGAAGAAGGAAUUGAAUUCCUCGACCUCCGCGCUCGGUGCACGGCUGGCUCUUUGUGGGGUGGCCUUUACGAUUCAUAGGAUGGUAACCUCAGAGGGAAAUCCCACGUCGUCCUUUCGUGGAGGGGCUGAAUUUGACUUUUCCUCCCUACUUUCCUUUCCGGGGUACCUUAUUAGUGAGGUUUCGUUCUCCGAACGACGCCUACAGUUCGACACCCUGAGCGUCGCCGUACGGGGAGUUCUUCGCCACUAUGAAAGGUCGGCAUUUGACCCCAAAAACGCUCACUCCGCGAUGCGCGCGUGGCCUCCUUUGGCGUCUUUGUUAGCGAAAGUGUACGACUUCGUGGACGUUUCACUGCAGUACAACGCGAAUCAAAACAAUCCGCUAAAUAUCGCCGAGGAGGGGGAGCAGCAGCUACGGCAGGAUGUGUUGUUAACCUGGGUUCGCUGCCUGCGCGUGGAGACGGAGUCGCCGAAUGAUUUCCUGCGGGACUCGAUGAGCAUCGUCGAGCGCAGCGCCCCCUCCUUGGGGCUUGAGGCGGAGCUGAUCGCCGGAAAAGUCGCCCUGUUUGACUACUUUGAGCUUCUUGAAGAGGGCAAGCAGACGAUCUACAACGAUAUUUUGACAUCUUUACGUCACCUUAUCGAACUUCGGCCGCGUGCCAACACAUCCUACGCCAUGAGUCCAUCCGACGGGAUUUUUUUCGACGACGAAGGACAACAAAACGAGCAGGAGGGGGAGGAGCAAAUUCCCGUCGAGGAUCUUAUUCAGCGUUCGAGCCAGUCCUCACCGGACAACGAGAUGCAAGAGAUCAUCCAGGCCUCUCAUCAACUCGUUAUCAAGGCCCUUUGCGAUUCGCAUCAGAUGCAGUGCAUCAACGACGCCUAUAAUAUUGUCAUCACACAUAAAUAUCAGGGUUUAAUCAUAACAAAAGAAAUUAUUCGGCCCUUAGUUGAGGCACUUAGCCGUUAUGGGGACUGCCGUGUUUUCAAUUUGGUGGAUUUGUGUGUUUUAUACUCGAACAAUCAAAUCGAUAUGCCGAUUAUCACCGGACUUUUUCGGACAUGCGCUGUCGCUGGCGAUCACUAUCGUGCGCGAACGUUCCUAAAGUUUCUUCAGGAUAUCGUUCCCGGUUUUCUUAUAAAGGCAACACCCGAUAUUAUCGACUUCUUGAAGGAGUUAAAAGUGCUUCCGCCUGAGCCUUAUCAUUUAUUCACUUCCGAUGAGGAAAAACUAGAGAAAAGUACAGUUGGCUUCUUUUCUGAUGUCUUGCCGCGUGAGAUUCCCGAUCUUGCACCGUCAAAGUAA
This is a messenger RNA of Phytomonas sp. Hart1, 2262 nucleotides long. Lineage: Eukaryota; Euglenozoa; Kinetoplastea; Trypanosomatida; Trypanosomatidae. The record is from the annotation of a GenBank genome assembly.